AUGGUUGCCGUCCAGCAAAUGGAUGACCUGGAAAAGAAGAAUAUAGAUCCUGAGUCAGCUGGAAGGAGAGACUGGCGUCUGAUGCUGGAGGAUGAGUUUGUAGAGCUUUUAUACCCCGAAUUCUCACCAAACUCCUCCCUCUCGCCUUGGAUCUUCUUUCCCUACCUUGCUCGCCCAUCGUCAUCUCUCUUCCUCGCCGUCAUGCUUCUUCAGCCGAAUACAGAGGUGACUAAAUUUAGUGCAAGUGGUGUUGUUGAAGCUAAUACUUUGGAUAACAUUAAAAAUAGGUCAUAUAAAUACAUGAGUGAUUGUUUACCUAAUACUUACCCUGCAUGGAUCAACUGCAGUGUUUCUUAUUCGUAUGUUCUUAAUAUCGAGCGACCUUCUAAAAUGCUGAAUAUGAGCGAGAGUGAGAGGGCGACUGGUGAGCAACGUAGACAAGACCAAGUUCUGUUGGGUGUAACCGCUGCUGACAAACGUCCACCCACAAGUUACGGAGCACCAAAUGGAGGUUUCGGUAAUGGGUUUGGUGCCUCAAAUGGAGACCCAAGCAACGGUUACACAGCUCCAAGAAGCAAUGGCUUUGGGGUAUCUCCUAGUAAUGGAAAUGGGGCCCCUACAAGUAAUGGAUUUGGACUCUCAGGCAAUGGGUUUGCAGGUGCUGCAAGUAAUGGAUAUGGAGCUCCCCCAAGUAAUGGAUAUGGAGCUCCCCCAAGUAACAGGUAUGGUCCCCCAACAGGUUCUUAUGGACUAGAUCCGGAGCUGGUUGCUCUGCAGGAAAACAUCCCAGGAGGUGGUGUUCCCGGUGAAGACUACCCAGUCUUGUCUUCUCCACCAGACACUGGCUUCUCUUGUGAUGACCAGGCAGUGCCUGGUUAUUACGCUGACACUGAUCCUGAUGCCAGCUGCCAGGUGUUCCACAUUUGCCAGGAUCGUGCCCUCAGACGUCAGAAGGACUCAUUCCUGUGCCCCAACGGCACCAUCUUCAACCAGCAGUACCUGGUGUGUGACUGGUGGUUCAACGUAGACUGUUCUCAGGCUGAGAACUUCUACUCCGUCAACGAACAGAUUGGUGUCGUCCCCAGUGCUGGUUAUGGUUAUGGUCCCGUUGCUAAUGGUAUUGCCAAUGGUAAUGGUUAUGGAUUCGCUGGAAAUGGAAGGAAUGGGAAUGGAGCUGGUAAUGGUUCCAACGGUAAUGGCAGAAAUGGAAACAAUGGGUAUGGACCCAAUGGAAAUGGAAGGAAUGGGAAUGGUGCUGGUAAUGGUGGCAAUGGCAAUGGUGCCAAUAACGGGUAUAGUGCUCCAGUUGCUCCCUCAGAUUCUUAUGGAACUCCAUUUUAA
Messenger RNA from Cherax quadricarinatus, 1341 nucleotides. The record is from RefSeq and is a predicted model, not a curated record. NCBI's taxonomy places the organism in Eukaryota, Metazoa, Arthropoda, Malacostraca, Decapoda, Parastacidae.